Symbiodinium natans is the source of this 306-nucleotide messenger RNA. The record is from the annotation of a GenBank genome assembly. Lineage: Eukaryota; Dinophyceae; Suessiales; Symbiodiniaceae.
AUGGAACGCUCCGACAACCAUGCUUUACCAUUCUCCGGCAAUGAUGUGAGAUUGAGAGGUGUGGGCGAGGCAGAUGAGGCAGACGAGGCAGAUAAGGCAUGCGGCACAUGCGCGAUGAGCCUCCAUAGCACAUCCCGGCGUCGGACAGAAGCCCGCGACAUGCAGCGCAGCUGUCGCUCUACAGGUCGGGGCGUAGCCGAAUUCGAGAACCCUGAGCAUACAUCACCAAGUUCAAGCCUAAGCACGGACAGCUCUGACUCCUUCCUGAACUCUUCUCGAAAGGCCUGCUGGCAGAAUGGCGACUAA